AUGGUUCGUUUGGCCCGCCGGUGGGACGGCCUCGCUGUGGUGCGGAAGAGGCUUCGUAAGGAGGGCGGGAAUUGGAUUCGAGAACCAGAUUCCAAGGAGAAGGACCCUGUUGAUGGUGGAGACUCUGAUCAGGCCGAAGACUCUGGCCCACCUCUGAACGCCGACUGCCUGAAAUACAACGACACCAUCCUGUGGGAGAUGUUUCAUUGCUGGGGCUUUAAACCAAAGCCAACAGUUGAUAAAAUUAAGGCUGAGGUGAACGCCCUCUUCGAGAUUUCCGAGCACAGGCCGCACCCCAAACAGGCCUACAAAGAUGCCUGGACGUUGAAACGCUUGUGGGGGUACGCACAGCGUCGGCAAAGAGAUGCUGGGACGCGGCUACUCUUCGCGAAGAUCAAAGAGGUUCGUGAACAACAGCAUGGUUUCGGCUGCCGUUUCAUCAAGAGUCCUGCCAGAGACCAGCUGCAGGAAGAGGGUGAGGAGCCUCACGAUCAUCCCCAUGCCCACGAAGACCGCUUGGAUGGCAAGGAGGCCGAGACCGACCCCUAUCAGAGUGGAGCCGACCUUGCGCCGUGCGAGGACUCCAACAAGUCAGCGGCGGAAGAUGAGGAUUUAGAAGUGAUGUCAUUUGUUCCAGCUCCCAAGAGCAAUAGCAAGGUUCAUGAACUGCAAAUGGAGCUCAUCAACUUGCAAAGGGAGAUUUCCAAAAGGCUAUCAAAAGGUGGUCCUCAAGCCAGCUUGGCAAAGGGAACGCCUGUCCACGUUGAGGAGGUGGAGACACAGCCCUACGACCAUUCGAUUGCGGUUGUCCCUGAUUCCCCAAACCCCAUCGCCGUCGGGAACCCGGAGAAGCGACACUACUUGGCUGGACCGAUAUUCAGCAGGACCAUGCAGGAGGCACGGGCACGGGCUAGCAAGGAGGACCCUGCGGCGCCAAGAGCCUAUGCAUUGCCCUCACACAGUGGCAGCCCACCAGAGCCCACAGAGGAGCUGCCUGAUGUUAACCCACAAAAGCAGAGGGAUCUACGUCGCGCUGCAAAGGAUGCAGCAGAAGAAAAGAAGAGUGGGAAGAAAGACAAAGAGGUCGCGAAGACCAAAAAAAAGGCAGUGAAGGAGACCAAGAAAAAGAAGGCCCAAGAAGAGAAAAGGCCACAGGCGAAGAAGAAGAAGGAGAAGAAGCAGCCGGAGCUGACUAAUGGCAAUGAAGAUGAAGAGGAGGAGGAGGAAGAGGGAGAAGAUGAAGAGGAGGAGGAGCUCCAAGAAGAUCAGGAAGUGGAGGAGGAAGAAGAGCAGCCUGCCAAGAAUGGCAAAGGGGUUGCAAAGAAGAAGAAGAAUGAGAACGUCAAAAACAAGAACGAGAAGGAAGAAGAGCGAUCAUCAAAAGUGACGAAGAAAAAGAAGGAUGAUGACAAAGAUGCAGAGCAGCCAGCCAAAGGCAAGGUUGCAAAAGGCAAGAAGAAGGAAUCGCAAAAAGCGGAUGAAGAGGAAGAAGAAGAAGAAGUGAAAGGUAAUGGCAAAACGGCUGCCAUUAAAGCAUUGAAAGAAGAAGGAAGAGGAGGAGGAGCCACCAAAGGCAGCCAAGAAGAAAAAUGA
Messenger RNA from Durusdinium trenchii, 1593 nucleotides. The record is from the annotation of a GenBank genome assembly. Lineage: Eukaryota; Dinophyceae; Suessiales; Symbiodiniaceae.